Macaca mulatta (Rhesus monkey) is the source of this 1968-nucleotide messenger RNA. NCBI's taxonomy places the organism in Eukaryota, Metazoa, Chordata, Mammalia, Primates, Cercopithecidae. The record is from RefSeq and is a predicted model, not a curated record.
AUAAUCGUAUUGCUAUGACAGGUCGUGCUAGACCUCAUCUGCUCUUUGUUUCAGGUACUGAUUCAGAUUACAUUUCCCAGAUGGAACUCCAUUCUCUAUUCUCCCACUCUGUCCUUGCUUCUAGAUGGACCAGCUAACUGGUUCUCACCCAUCAUGUGAGACCAAAGAAUACAUAUUACUUCUAGAUAAGAGGAGGUGUGCCAUGCUCUCUCAUUCUUCAUCCUGAAGCUGGAAGAAAAGGACUCCCAGGCUUUAGGAGAUGGUAUUAUUCAGAGGUGGAAGCAGCCUAAAUUCCUGUGUCACUUUCUGGAGGAGAGUAUUCAAGACAGACGACUGAUUAGGAAUAUCUACACUGAUUGUUUUGUUAUUCUAAUCUGAAUGGCACAAUUAUACAUCAUCUUCAUUAGUCUACAGGUACCUGGGGAGAUUGGGAUGAAGAAAGGAGGGCAACUUGAAUGAAGGUGGAGGAGAAAAAUGACAGAAAAGAAAGCAAAGGAUCGCAAAGCUCAGUGUGGCAGCAGCCUCUCUUCCCCUCCUGAGAGAGUCAAAGGGUGGCACCAGGGACUCAUGAUCCAUGGCUGUGGAAGCCUCAUGUCACACUGGAUGUCACAUGAGGUGGGAUGGAACACAGUGACCACUCCACCUCAUUUCCUUUACAGUUUCCGCGCUGGACCAUGGCAGUGAACAGCCUUCAGGCAUGUCUACAGCGGAAGAUCUGAAUUCAGGCUGGUGGCAAGAGACAACACAACCACAUUUUCUUCUAUGCAUACAUUUGGUUUCAUUGACACAUUAACCACAGACAAAGGGUUAAAGGCCACAAGGCGUUAGGUUAGUAUGAACAGGGAAAAGGGACUUUUUUUUUUUUUUUUUUAAAGAAAAUAAAAAGCAUCAGUAUUGCAAAGACUUUCCAUGAUCCCACACCCACCUCAAAAGCCCCCUCUCACCACAGGAAGUGCGCUGACCAUUGGAGGCAUAAAAGAGGUCCUGAAAGAGCCUGAUCCUCACUCUCUCCCUGCACAGCUCAGCAGGACCUCAGCCAUGAGACUUCUCACCCUGGCCCUUCUUGGCAUCUGCUGUCUCACUGCAUACAUUGUGGAAGGUGUAGGGAGUGAAGUCUCAGAUAAGAGUACCUGUGUGAGCCUCACUACCCAGCGACUGCCAGUUAACAGAAUCAAGACCUACACCAUCAAGGAAGGCUCCUUGAAAGCAGUAAUUUUUAUUACCAAACGUGGCCUAAAAGUCUGUGCUGAUCCACAAGCCAGGUGGGUGAAAGACGUGGUCAAGAGCAUGGACAGGAAAUCCAACACCAGAAAUAACAUGAUCCAGACCAAGCCAACAGGAACCCAGCAAUCGACCAAUACAGCUGUGACCCUGACUGGGUAGUAGCCUCUGGCACCCUGUCCCUCUCCAGCCAGCAAGCUCAUUUCACUUCACACACGCAUGGACUGAGUUUAUACUCACCUUUUAUGAAAGUAUUGCAUGAAUAAAAUUAUUCCUUUGUAUUUUUACUUUUAAAUGUCUUCUGUAUUCACUUAUAUGUUCUAAUUAAUAAAUUAUUUAUUAUUAAGAAGAGUUCCCUAGUCUAUUCAUUGUAUGUAGGGAAAGGUAGUAUAUCAUUUGUGUUUGAUUUCUGUCCUACUUGUACCUCUCUUUGAUGGUAACCGUAAUGGAAGAGAUUCUGGCUAGUGUUUAUCAGAGGUGAAAGCUAUAUUGAUCACUCUUAGAGUCCAGCUUAUAAUGGUUCUUUACACAUGAGUCACAAGUUACAGCUGUGACAAUGGCAACAAUUCGAGAUUAUUGUAACUUGUCUCUAUAAUAGAAUUCUAUUUAUAGAAUAUGGGAGAAAAUAAUCCAGUCUUCACUGGGUUCCCAUUCUGAAGGUUCACUACUCAAAAAUUUGCUUCACUCAAUUGUUUUUUCACCUCUUUGUGUUUUAUUUUGGUUUCCUAUUAAAGGAAUAAAAUGACA